Messenger RNA from Lycium ferocissimum, 1840 nucleotides. RefSeq names its product putative UDP-rhamnose:rhamnosyltransferase 1. The record is from RefSeq and is a predicted model, not a curated record. Bases 144 to 1565 code for a protein of 473 amino acids. The transcript is spliced from 3 exons. Lineage: Eukaryota; Viridiplantae; Streptophyta; Magnoliopsida; Solanales; Solanaceae. Gene Ontology annotation, molecular function: UDP-glycosyltransferase activity.
UAAUUCAAGUAUCAGAAUGAAAUUUACUGAAAAGUUUAAAGUGUUAUGAAUGUAUUCAUCCUUCCCUCUAUAUAGAGGGACACUUAUCCCUUUAUACCCACAUCAGGCAAACAUAGAGCAAUAAGAGAAAAGUAAUUAAGAACAUGAGCAAAGAUAGUAUUCACGUUGUAAUGGUGCCAUGGUUAGCAUUUGGUCACGUUCUGCCUUUUUUCCAACUCUCCAUAGGCUUAGCCAAAGAAGGAGUUCAUGUUUCUUUCAUUUCCACUCCUAGAAACAUUAAGAGACUUCCUAAAGUUCCCCCUAACUUAGCACCAUCAGUAAAUCUAGUAGAAUUUCCAUUGCCAGCACUUGAUAGUAACCUUUUGCCCGAAGAUGCCGAGGCAACUUUGGAUAUUCCUUCCGAUAAAGUUCAGUACUUAAUGGUAGCUUAUGAUCUUCUUAAGCAGCCCAUCAAACACUUCAUUACCCGUGAAAAACCUGAUUGGAUCAUCGUCGAUUUUAGCCCCUAUUGGGUAGCUGAGAUCGCUCGAGAUCUUGAUAUCCCCAUACUUCAAUUUAGUGUGUUUACUGCUGCUACCCUACAAUUUUUCGGGCAGCUUGAUUCCGGUCAUGAGGUUCAGAAAAAAGAAUCUAAGCCAUUGCAUGAACUUCUCCUAUCACCACCACAAUGUGGGGAUUUCCAAUCAACCGUUGCUUACAAAAAGUACGAAGUCGCGGAACUAUUUGCUGCAAUUGCUGCAGAGAAUGCUUCGGGAAAAUCAUCUAUGGAACGCGAAGCUAUAGUGGGAAAUGCUAGUAGAGCUAUGGCUCUACGUACAUGUGCUGAAUUUGAAAGUGAAUACUUGGUACAACCUAGAAACUACAAAAAGCCAUUGAUUCCUGUCGGAUUGCUACUACCGGAAGAAUUACCGGUGGAUGAAAGAACUCUUGCUUGUCAACCAAAUUGGAAGAAGAUCUCCAAGUGGCUCGACGAACAAAAGCCAAGGUCGGUGGUAUUUGUGGGAUUCGGAAGCGAAUGCAAGUUUAGCAAGAAUCAAGUACAUGAAAUAGCAAAGGGGAUACAACUAUCAGGACUACCGUUUAUGUUGAUACUACAGAAGCCCCGUUGGGCUUUAAACGACAUUGAUGCUUUGCCGUCGGGUUUUAUUGCCGCAACGGAGGGGAGAGGGUUGGUGCACAUUGGUUGGGCACCACAGAAGGAAAUUCUUGCACAUCCGUCUAUUGGAGGAUCCCUCUUUCAUGCAGGAUGGGGUUCAGCCAUUGAAACUUUACAGCAUGGUCAUGUUCUUGUGGUGUUGCCUUUUGUUUUCGACCAGGGAUUGAAUGCAAGAUUGUUAGUAGAAAAAGGUGUGGCGAUUGAAGUGAAGAGGAACGAAGAAGAUGGAUCGUUUAGCGGAAAUGACAUAGCAAUGUCAUUAAGAGAAGCGAUGGUUUUAAAGGAAGGAGAAGAGCUUAGAGCUAGAGCAAGAAAGGUUGCUGCUAUUUUUGGAGAUCGGAAGCUUCAUGAUUCCUACGUCAAAAACGUUGUUGAGUAUCUGAAAAGUAAUGGUGAAAUGAAGGUUUAGUCAUCAACCAACAAACUAAUGUGUCUUUUAGAAUAUUCCAUUAUUAGGUGUAUAGCAUUUAUGCUAUCUAGGUGCAUGUCGUUAACUAAGUUUUUAUCGUGGCUAUGUUCGUAGUGUUUUUGUGAAUGUAUUUAAUAAGUGUGAGUGAACAAGUGUCCAUUAGGCGAUUGUGCUCUGUAAGAGUAGAGUUCACUCAAACACCUCCCUGUAAUGUGUUCUGUAAGAGGAGAGUUUCUCAUGAAAUGAGCUCAAUGUCUAUCACUUAAUUUAAACGA